AUGACACCAGUCGUCGAGUGGUACACGAACGCUAAUGCUGCUCUACUGACGCAUCUUACUAAGGAGAUUAAAGAUACUGACAGCAGUACUAUAUGGAGGUAUCUUGUGGGCUUCAAAAAUCUCCUGCGAAGCAUAGAAUGUAAAGGAAUAGCAUCCGUGCUUGGUAUUAAUUACUUCGCUCGAGGUUAUCUGCAACCAAGAGAUCAUAUACGGUACAUCAGCCACAUGGUGCUGGGUCGUGACCUCCUGGAUAACACAUUGAAUUUGGUGCCGUCGCUAAUACCGCUUCAUGUGGACAUCAAAGAAGACAGUCCAGAAUACCAAGUCCUGGAGAAAAAGAAUCAACAAAUAGUCGACAACAAGCCACAGAGCGGUAGCGUAAGUGAAGCAAUAGAAUACUUCGACCAGACUGCGACUCUCCUUGACAGACUAAGAGCCGUUCAGAAGCAGCUCCGGGAAUACAUUCGUGAGGGCGUAAAUGACAGUCUGCGGGAAGCACGCAAAAGCGAGGCUGUAUGCGCUGGCAUACUCGUUCUAGUAUGUGUGGUGUCGCCUAUCAUCAUCGCCUUAGUACGGAACGCGGUCAAUACUAUACAGGUAUACGCCCGCAAUUUAUCCGAGAAAGCCAGAGAGCUGGAAUAUGAGAAAGAGUUGAGUGACUCAUUACUCUACCAGAUGUUGCCAGCCAGUGUUGCCAAGCAGUUGAAACAGACUCAGCAGGUACCAGCAGAAUUCUUCGCCUCAGUCACUGUUUACUUCAGUGAUAUCGUCGGCUUCACCGCCAUUGCUGCUGUAUCCACGCCAUAUCAGGUGAUCAGUUUCUUAAACUCCGUGUACAAGUUAUUCGAUGAAAGAAUUGAAUGCUACGAUGUUUACAAGAUCGAGACUAUCGGAGACUCCUACAUGGUCGCGUCUGGACUACCCGUCAGAAAUGGAAAUAAGCAUGCCACAGAAAUUGCUAGCAUGGCGCUAGAGUUGCUAGAAGCAACAUCCAUGUGUCGACUACCACAUCGCCCCGAUCAGACACUUUGUAUGAGAAGCGGAAUCCAUACAGGACCAUGUGUAGCUGGCAUCGUUGGUACCAAAAUGCCACGAUACUGCCUCUUCGGUGACACUAUAAACACCGCCAGUAGAAUGGAAAGUACGGGUGAACCAAUGAAAAUACAAAUAUCUGAAGAUGUCAAACAAGCUCUGGACAAGACUGGCCUUUUUAUUACCACACCACGAGGUGUCGUCGAUGUCAAGGGCAAAGGCGAAAUGACAACAUACUGGCUAGAAGGUCGUAACGGCCCAUCCCCAGUGAGACCGGCUGCCUCCCUGGACUACACACCCAGCUUCCUUGCCAGAAUCCACUCCAAGGGUCGGAACUCACCAAGAUACCAACCAGACAUCAGAAAUCACUAAAAAAUUUAGUUCAAUAACAAAUAUCUACGUAUAUUAAAUUUAAGUGUGAAAA
Molecule: messenger RNA, 1456 nt
Organism: Melitaea cinxia (Glanville fritillary)
Lineage: Eukaryota; Metazoa; Arthropoda; Insecta; Lepidoptera; Nymphalidae
Product: atrial natriuretic peptide receptor 2
Exons: 12
Coding region: 1-1404 (467 amino acids)
Biological process (GO): intracellular signal transduction; cGMP biosynthetic process; receptor guanylyl cyclase signaling pathway
Molecular function (GO): peptide receptor activity; guanylate cyclase activity
Source: RefSeq, a predicted model, not a curated record